Molecule: messenger RNA, 549 nt
Organism: Hepatospora eriocheir
Lineage: Eukaryota; Fungi; Microsporidia; Hepatosporidae
Source: the annotation of a GenBank genome assembly
AUGGUUCACAACGAGGAGAAGAUUGAACUUGAUAAAAUGGCAAUUAAUAGAAUUAAAAAGGAAUUAGCUAUGAUUAAAAAUGACAAACACAUUAAUAUAGAAGUAGAAAUUUGUAAAGAUGCGGAUGGAUUUGAAGAUAUUGGAAGAUGGAUAGUUACAUUUGUUGGUUCUCCUGAUACGCCAUUUCAGAACUAUAAAUUGAAAGGUGAAAUUAUUUUCCCUAAACGGUAUCCAAUUGAGCCUUUUUCAUUUCGAUUUCUAACUAAAGUAUGGCACCCCAACAUUUAUCCUAAUGGAAAGGUUUGUUUAUCAACUUUAGAGAGUAGUGAUGAUCCGGUAAUUAGUGAUUACUUUAGUAAUUGUUCUUGGACUCCUGUUAAUACAGUGAGAACUGUUUGUGUGUCUAUUAAUCUUUUAUUAAGAGAACCUAAUAUUGAAAGUCCUGCUAAUGUUGAUGCCUCAAUUCAAUAUAGAGAUGAUAUAGAUGCUUUUAAUAAAAAAGCACUUAAAUAUUUAGAAGGUUCUGCUGAAAAGAUAAAUAAAAAUUAA